GAGGAGGGUUCGUCCCCCAUCACGGUGAUCCAGCAGCACCUCCAGGGCAGAGCUGAGCUGGUGGCGGACAGGGCCAAACAGCUCCGCUUCCUCCAGGCUGUGCCGCGUCUCUGCUUCUCGGCACAGAAGCAGGGGCGGGACACCCUGGAGCCCCCGGUCUCCAAAGCGGCCCUCGUGGAGAGCAUUGCGGAGCUGAUUGAAAAUCUCCCUGGUGCGUCAGAGCCGAGCUCCAUCAUGCCCAGCUCCAUGGCCGCAGUUUGCAGCCUCAGGCUCUGUACAACACCUAUUCCCAGAGCCUGGACAUCCUGCUCAGGGGCCUGCUGACGGAGACCCCCACCAUGGAGAAGCUGCAGCACCUCCUGGAGGUGUGCCCCAUCAGAUCUCCAACCUCCUGCGGCUGGCAGAUGAGGGAGGCCACAAGGACAUCGUGGCAGGCAUCAUGCAGGCAGCCAGGGUCCAGCCAGCUGCUGUGGCCUCCCGCCUAGUCCAGAUCCUCCAGCAGGAUGAGGUGUCUGUCGGGCAGAAGGUGGCGGCAUACGAGGACCUCAGGACUGUGCCGCUGGAGCAGGGGAUGGAGGCAGGACUUAUCGGCAGCCUCAUUGCUGUGGCCUCCCAGCAGAUGAGGGCGGCUCCAGAGGAGGCCUCGAGCGAGCUCCAGGCGGCUGCCAGUGAUACCUUGGCCGCCCUCGCUGGCAGCUACUUCGGGCCGGUGAUGCGGGAGCUCCAGAAACACCUGAGGCCCUUUGUGCUGCCAGCGGAGUUCACCCUCCUCACCCUGGGCAAGGUCAUGGCGGCCAGCGUGUACAGGUGCGUCCCUUUCCUGGGCAUCACCCUGACCACCAUGCAGACCGUGAUGCGAGGGAUAGAUGACAGCAGGAGACGAGGGGCCUUCUGCACCGCCCUGGAGUGCACGUGUGGGGCAAUCAGCACUUACCUGAGGAGCUGGGAGAGGAGCACCUAUCCACAAAUCACGCUCCAGCGCUUCUCUGCACACCUGCUCCCCACGUACCGGUACCUCCUCAGCGCCUGGCUGCCCAGCGAGGACACAGAGGUCAAACUGGCUGUCCUCAAGGCCCUGGGGCCAGUGCUGAACAUCCUGCUGCCCAGGAAGGAUCUGCAAAACCAGAUCUAUGGGGACAUCCCCCUGCUCCUGGCUCUGUACGGGAAGAACAUCGAGGCCUUUACAUCACCAAGACUCUGCCCCGUGCCCUGGGGUCAGUCCAGCCGGACCGUGCUCUGGGUGGUGCUGGCGGGCUGGGUUCUGGGACAGAUCUUGCAGGCCUCUUCCUCCAAGAACCCGAUCCCAGAGGUGUAUGUGGCGGCCAUCUCCCACACGCUGAGCUACCAGGUCACUUCCAAAGCUCAGCGGCCCUAUCAGCUCUGCAGGGAGAACCACACAGAGAUUCCCCACGUCUUCCUGCAACUCGUUCCGGGGCUGGCCAGCCGGAAACACCUGUGCAUCAAAUCAGUGAAAUCAGUUCUUACCGACGGGAGUCCCAAGGGGGACAUCACAGCCGACAUCAUGGUCCACCUAUUUAACAUCCGGGUCUUGGGCCAGGUGCCGGCCGCCCUGCAGGGGCUGUGCUCCGUGGGGCAGCCUUGA
Messenger RNA from Mauremys reevesii (Reeves's turtle), 1603 nucleotides. RefSeq names its product maestro heat-like repeat-containing protein family member 2A. The record is from RefSeq and is a predicted model, not a curated record. The transcript has 15 exons. NCBI's taxonomy places the organism in Eukaryota, Metazoa, Chordata, Testudines, Geoemydidae. Bases 440 to 1603 code for a protein of 387 amino acids. Gene Ontology annotation, cellular component: cytoplasm.